GCAACUUCAACUUAAAUUUCAACAACCUCACUUAUGAGUAACCGUGGAACUUCUUCUUGUUCUUCUUCUUCAGAACCAAGUUGUAUUACAACCACUGAUGAUAAGAAACAAGUUAAAUAUCACUCGGACGAAGAAGUUAUAUUAGCAACAACACGACCAAAGAAGCGAUCAGGUCGAAGAGUGUUCAGAGAAACAAGACACCCUGUUUACAGAGGAGUCAGAGCAAGGGACAACAACAAAUGGGUUUGUGAGAUGCGUGUUCCAAACACCAUUAACUCUAAGAUUUGGCUUGGAACAUAUCCAACGCCUCAAAUGGCUGCACGUGCACACGACCUUGCCUCACUCACUCUUCGUGGAACAUCAGCUUGUCUCAACUUUGCUGACUCAGCAUGGCGGUUAACGUUGCCUGAAUCGACAGAUGCAGUGGAGAUAAGAAAAGCGGCUAUGAAAGCUGCUGAAUUAAUUGCAGCUGAAGAUGAAAUUAACAAGCAGCGUGAUCAACAGUGUGUUAAUGAAGAUCCCAGCAACUAUGAAGGUACUAGCACUAUGAAUGUUGAACAAUUAGUUUCCACAUCAGAAACUGAAGAAAUGCAUGAUUUGAUUUUGAACAUUGCCAAUGAGCCUUUAAUGUCUCCUCCUAUGUCACCUCCUCAUUCCACCAGAGAUUAUGCAAGCGAUUAUUUGGCUGACAUGGACAUUUUUGAUACUCAGGUUAAUCAAACAAGAAUGGGAAAAGGCCAUAAGGGGACAACAAUAAUUGGUACGACUCUGUUCUUCACCAAAUGUUACAUCUUGAUGAGCAAUAGAGUUGUCCUGAGACCACAGAUUCAAAAUUAGCCAUUAUUGUUUCCAAACAAUUUAUAGCAUCUAACAAUAUCAUAUAAUGUUGGGGGACAAUUAGUUUAACCUGCUGAGAGAAGGAAAUGAUCAAAUUGAGAAUCUGCUAUGAGGUAUUGUCUAGAUUUUUAUUUCUCAUAACCUUUUGCUUUUUUAGUGUCGGAAAAGUAUUUAAUUAAAUUUUCAAUUGUUUGAGUUAUUUUUAUUUCAAAAUCAUGAAAUUGUCACACUUUUUAUAAAUUGAUACAAAUGGACACUCUAGUAACCCAAAUUACUAAUGUAGCAUGGAUUUGGAUCUGGUAUCCUUAUUUACCGCACACAUUCAAGUAGUCUGUCUGUGACUUGUCUGAUCAAAAUCAGACGGAUCAGAUUUUAAUUAUAGACUUAGUAAUUUUAUUUUUCUAUAAAAUCAAAAUAUGUUUAAAAUCUGAAUUAUAUGACAUUAAUCGGAAAACAAAAUCUACACGGUCAGUAAUGCGCGAACACCCAAAAUCUACAGUAGAUUGUCAGAAGAAACCAAAGGAAACAUGAUUGCUGCUGCUAUUUGAUAUGACUUAAGUCUAUGAAGAAAUUUUUAAUUGUCUAUUUAUAAACGAUUUUACUUGCACCUGAAAUUCUUGAGAUGCCUCUUGGGACUAAUUUUCUGUGUUAGCAGUCAUGCUCGAUCAAUUUGAAGAUCCUUUUCACUUGGUGCAUUUUAUUUUGGUCUUGUCAUGACAUUUGUAAUGCAUCUCAGGGAUCAAGAAAAAGAUAGAAAAUAUGUACAGUGGGCUGAUGUACAAAAACACAUUAAUUAUGGGGCACCGUUUCGCUGACACUGCAUCAUCAUUGCUGAUAAUUGAUCUAACUUUAAUGACAAGGAAAAACACAAGAAAGGGGCAAUUUGAAGCUAUAAUAUAUAUAUACUCCAAUACAUACCAUGUAUUAUUGAUGAAAUUUUAAUUUGUAAGUAGCAACAAUUAGCACUCAAUGUAUUUUCUAUUGUUAUCUUUGGUCAGAAGCACCCAACUAAAAUAGAGUAGAGUUUAGACUACUUGUUUUUUUUUGUCAGAGUUAUUAUUGGAUUGUGUUUUAAAAAGUUAACUUUAGAGAAGUUAUGAUCAAUUUUGAAGGUAAAAUUUUUAGGUGUUAAUGAAUAAAAUUGAUUUUGUCUAUAAA
Messenger RNA from Cicer arietinum (chickpea), 1995 nucleotides. RefSeq names its product dehydration-responsive element-binding protein 1E-like. Gene Ontology annotation, molecular function: DNA-binding transcription factor activity; DNA binding. Gene Ontology annotation, biological process: regulation of DNA-templated transcription. NCBI's taxonomy places the organism in Eukaryota, Viridiplantae, Streptophyta, Magnoliopsida, Fabales, Fabaceae. The record is from RefSeq and is a predicted model, not a curated record.